CCAUUUUCCGUCGGCUACGACCACCUCCUCUCACUAUCUCUCCCGCGUACUUCCUCCACCUCUCGCCUCCCCACCCCUCUCUUUCUCUCUCUAGAAACCCUAACUUUCUCUCUCCUAGGGUUUCCUCAUGAGCCUAACCCUAUCAAUCUACCCUCCUCUAAACCUCAGAAUCGCCAGAACUCGCACCCAAAUCCGCUAUCGCCGUCGGUCUCAGCUCCGAAUUCGAUCCUCUCUCGACGAGCUCUUCAAAACCCUAAUUUCUUCAAACCCCCUUGAGCUAAUUCCCACCGCCCUAACCCUAGCCUCAGGCGCCGCACUCUAUCUUACUAAAGGCCGGGUCACAGAUCGAAGACCCGAACCCGUUGUCGCUGACUGGAUUCUCUUCACAAGCCCUACCCCGUUCAAUCGGUGUGUGCUCCUUCGAUGCCCUUCGAUCUCGUUCGAGGAUGGGGAGGAGAGCGAGAAGCUUUUGAGAGACGAGAGGCAUUUUGUGAAUUUGAGCAGAGGGAGGAUUUUGGCGAGAAAAGAUGAAAGUUUGGAGGAAGAGGAGGAAAUUGGGUAUCAGAGGGUUUGUGUGGGGACUGAGGAUGGUGGGGUUAUCUCGUUGGAUUGGCCGGAGGAUCUUGAUUUGGGGAGGGAGUAUGGGAGAGAUGCGACUGUGUUGAUUGUGCCCGGGACGGCAGAGGGGAGCAUGGAUAGAGAUGUGAGGAGGUUCGUUGUUGAUGCUUUGAGGAGCGGGUGUUUUCCGGUGGUUAUGAACCCUAGAGGGUGUGCUGGAUCUCCGUUGACGACUGCGAGGUUAUUUACUGCUGCUGACAGCGAUGAUAUCUGCACAGCUAUCAAAUAUGUCAAUAAGUCCAGGCCAUGGACAACAUUGAUGGGAGUUGGCAUCGGAUAUGGUGCAAACAUGCUGACCAAAUAUCUCGCUGAUGUGGGGGAAUCAACUCCCCUUACAGCUGCUGUAUGCAUUGACAAUCCUUUCGACUUAGAUGAAGCGACGAGGUCGUUUCCUCACCACAUUGCUAUGGACCAAAAGCUUACAGGUGGUUUGACAGAGAUUCUACGAGCUAAUAAGGAACUAUUCCAAGGCAAGGCCAAGGGCUUUGAUCUGCCAAAAGCUUUAUUAGCUACAUCAGUUCGUGAUUUUGAUGAAGCAGUAUCAAUGAUUUCUUAUGGCUUUGAUAAUGUUGAGGAAUUCUAUUCAAUGACUAGCACAAGGGAGUUGGUUAACAAAUUGAAGGUUCCUAUUUUAUUUAUACAGAGUGACAAAGAAGCUGUGCCUCUUUUUUCUGUUCCGCGCGGUGCUAUAGCAGAAAAUCCAUUUACAAGUCUGCUACUUUGUUCUUCUCAUUCUUCAGUUAUCAACAUAAUUGAGAGAUCCACUAUUCUUUGGUGCCAACAGCUUACAAUUGAGUGGCUUUUAGCGGUAGAGCUUGCACUUUUGAAGGGUAGACACCCUCUUUUGAAAGAUGUCGAUAUCACCAUUAAUCCUUCAAAGGGCUUAUCAUUUAUUAAUGGUGAAACAUCAGAAAAUAAUGUUGAUUUUCAGAAUAGAAACGGCAAAAUAUAUGAUUCUGAUCGUUGGUUUUGGAGCCAGAAUGAUGCAAAUAAUGGGACUUCCCUGAAGCUGACGUCAUCAAAUAAAGUGAAUAAAGUUCUUGUUGAUCAGUUUGUCAACGAAAAAAAUGGUGUAGGUCAUGAAACAUCAAGCAGUAACUCAAAAUCAGAAAGUGCAUUGGGUAUGAUGCAUAAAGGUGAAGGAAUAAAAGAAGAUAUAAAUGCAGAUGUUCCAGACAGUAGCUCAACUAUUGGAGGGGAUAGUCCAACUGAUAAUGAUGGUGGUCAAGUUUUACAAACUGCGGCUGUUGUUAUGAAUAUGCUUGACGUUACUAUGCCUGGUACUCUGGAUAAUGAUCAGAAGAAAAAGGUCUUAACUGCCGUGGAACGAGGAGAAACACUUGUCAAAGCUUUAGAAGGUGCAGUGCCUGAUGAGGUGCGUGGAAAGCUCACAACUGCUGUUACUGAAAUUAUGCACACUCAGGGUACAAACUUAAAUUUUGAUGCAUUUAGAAGGAUUGGUUGGAUACAUAAUGUGACAUCAGGGAAGUCAAGGAGCCAAGAAAAGUCAAAAGAAACUUCAACCACUGAAAGUGGACAGGAUGACUCUCAUGCAUCAGACUUGAGGAAGAAUGGUCCUGGAAGUGAUGGAAGAAUACAUGAAAGCACCGACUCUGUCCCAAAAAGCACCGGAAUUUCUGAAGAAAAAGCUGUCCAAACUUCUGUAAAUGUUGAAGCUGGGACAGAAGCAGGCGGCAAACUGAGUCAUCCUGAUAAAUCGGAGGAAGCAAAUACUGAAUCUGCUCCAAAAAGCAGUGGAACUUCUCAAGAAAAGGCUGCCCAAGCUUCUGCAAAUGCUGAAGCUCUGACAGAAGCAGGUGGCAAACCAACUCAACCUGAUAAAUCAGAGGAAGCGAAUACCUUGAUAGAUGAGAAUACAGGUCAGGUCAACCAAAGCAAUGUGAAAGGCGACAAGCACUCUGCAUAUGAACAAGGUCUAUAUACUGGAAAUGAUAUCCAAAAUAGUGAAGCAGGAAAAUUGGAUUCGCCAGCAGAACAAAAUAUACCGACUUCAUCAACUAGUUCUGGAGAAGUAUCAUCAGCUGGCUCAUUGGAUAGUGAAGAAAAAGUGGAAGAAAACGAAAAUGAUCUUCAGAAAAAUGAAAGCAAGUUUACUCAAGAUGUCAUGGAUCAAAAUGUGCAUACCUCUGCAAAAUCAGAAGAAUCUUCACCUCAGCAUUCAUCGUCAAAGCCCCCACCAAUCUCUGUCACCCAGGCACUAGAUGCUUUGACUGGGUUUGAUGAUUCCACCCAAAUGGCUGUCAAUAGUGUGUUUGGAGUUAUAGAAGAUAUGAUCGACCAGUUUGAGAAGGCGAGUAACGAAGAAAAUGGUGAUGAGCUGAGCACAAAUGAGAAUCAUGAGUUAGUAAAUCAAUCUGAGAAGACAGAAGACAACAAAGAUAAAUCAGGCGGAGAGCCAGAUGUGGUGGAACCGUCUGAUUCUCCAGGAGAUAGUCCUAAGGAGGAAGAAUCUGGAUCUUAUGAGGAGAUCCAGAGUAAUUCAAAGAAGAUGAAUGAUAGCCUUACCUCAUCUGCAAAUGAUAGUAUUGAUCGGGCUAAGGAAAGUAAUACACUCUUUAAAAAUCUAGAGAAUAAAAGCUUGAAUAAGGUUGGCCGGGUACAUAAUUUUCCACUAGAUGUAGCUGGCAAGCAGUACUGGCAAUCCCCAUACGCAGCAUAUAUUCAGAGGCAUUUUUCGACACAGUUGCCAGCAACAAAAUCAAUAGAUUUGGAGUCAACAACUGAUCUAUUCCUUGAUCCAGAAGAAGGUAAGUGGAGAAUGGUAGAUCAAUCAGGAUAUUCCAAAAGCACUUUGAGUGAAAGUGGAGAAAAUCACAUCAAUGGAAGGGACGAUUCUGAGAAUAUUAUAGAGCCAUCAUAUGUUAUAGUAGAUAAUGAAUUUUCAAUAUUUAACCAUGGUUCAGCGGAAGAACAUAAUUCAGUAGAUGAUAACCAUGAUGAUGGUGAAGCAGCAUUUAUGGACUUGAUUAGAAACACUCUGCUAGAUGCUUUGAAAAUGGAAGUUGGUCGCAAGUUAGGCAGGCCUGAUUUAAAAGGCUUGGAAAGCAGUUUAGUACAUGAUUUGGAACAGUUUGCUGAUACGGUAUCAGAGGAAGUUGUACAUAACAUUGGGUUGAAUUUAGAUCCAUUUCCAGAAAGUGACGAUACUGAUUCAUUGAAGUUUGGUACAAUUGAUGCAAACCACAUAAUCAAAACCAUAUCUUCAGCAGUUUCCAAUUCCAGCCAUCUGAGAAAAGUUCUUCCAGUAGGUGUUGUUGUUGGUUCGAGUUUGGCAUCUUUGAGGACAUAUUUUCAAGUUGUUUCUUCGCAUGAUGAUGAUCAAAAUAAGGAUAUUCGUGAAUCUAUACAUGUUCAGGAGAGUUCUUAUGUUAAAGGGAGUGAGACCAAGAAAGUGAUCUCUGCUGGAGUAAAAUAUCAGCAUGUUGAUUCAGGUAAACUCAUCAACAGAGGCUGUGAAAAGCUUCAGACAGAUGGUUUGAACAGUGGUGGCAUCAUGGUUGGGGCUGUUACAGCUGCUAUUGGUGCAUCUGCUUUAUUAGCACAUCAUGAGCAGCAAAAGGAGAUCCUUGAACAGGAUAUGUCUGUUGCAUUUAAUGAAAAAGGUCCUCAUGAAGGGGAUACUAAGCUUGAGGAUUCAAUGCAAGAAAAAACUCAUAAUAAUAUGGUGAGCAGUCUUUCUGAGAAAGUUAUGUCUGUUGCUAGUCCCGUGGUACCAACAAAAAAUGGUGGGCAAGUAGAUCAGGAAAGACUGGUCGCCAUAUUGGCAGAACUUGGGCAAAAGGGUGGAGCAUUGAGAUUAGUUGGUAAAGUUGCAUUGCUCUGGGGUGGUAUUCGUGGUGCCAUGAGCUUAACUGACAGGCUCAUCUCUUUCUUGCAUAUUGCAGACUGUCCCUUGCCUCAUAGGAUUUUGGGGUUUGUCGGCAUGGUGCUUGUCCUAUGGUCUCCAGUUGUGAUUCCCUUGCUGCCUACAAUUAUACAAUGUUGGACGACGAAGACUUCAAAUAGCAUUGUUACUUAUGCCUGCAUCGUAGGUCUCUAUGUUGCUAUUACAAUCCUUGUCGUGUUAUGGGGUAAAAGAAUUCGAGGGUAUGAGAAUCCACUUCAACAGUAUGGGCUGGAAUUCACGUCGGUGUCCAGGGUGUAUGACUUUUGCAAGGGUUUAGCUGGAGGGAUAUUGAUUGUCCUAUGUAUACAUUCAGUCAAUGCAUUGCUUGGCUAUGCACGGCUAUCGUUGGCAGUACUGCCUCCUUCUGAAGGUGCUCUUGCCCUACUCAAUGCUUAUGCAAAUAUGCUUGUCCUUGCUGUUCGUGGAGCUAUUACAGCAAUUGGGAUUUCCUUAGUGGAAGAAAUACUGUUCAGGUCAUGGCUUGCUGAGGAAAUAGCUGUAGAUCUUGGGUACUACCGAGCCAUUCUAAUAUCUGGAAUUGCAUUUUCUCUAAGCCAAAGGUCUCUUCCCUCAGUACCGGGUCUUUUACUGUUAUCAUUGGCUCUCUUUGGAAUGAAACAAAGAACACAAGGCAACCUCUCUGCUUCUAUUGGGAUGAGAGUAGGUAUUAUGACUACAAAUUUCAUCUUGCAAACCGGUGGCUUCUUAACUUACUGGCCUAAGACUCCAUUAUGGCUAGCAAGCACACAUCCAUGGCAUCCAUUUGAUGGAGCCGUUGGCCUUGGCUCUUGUGCAAUACUGGCCAUCCUUUUCUAUCCAAAACCACCUCAAACAAAGGAAAUUUCGACGGAAGUAAACGAGUAAUUUGAACGACGCCAUUCAUUAGCCAGUAGAGAAGAAAAAUUCUUUGAUAGCUUAGGGUCCAUAAGAUUAAGGCCAUGCCCCAAUUUUUGGUAGAUAAUGAACCCAUAACAUGAAUGGGUUUUCUUUUUGCAUUUCAGAGCGUUUUUAUUAGGAAGCGAGUGGCUAUACUAUUUUGGUUGUUCACCAUUCAUGAAAAGCUGUUGUAAGAUGCAAAGGAUGAAUGGGUGUACAGUAGUUGUUUAUAAUAGCCAGGAGGAUAGCUUUGUACGUAUUGUACAGAUUAAAUUCAAUGGGUAUAGUAUAUAAAUGCCUCUCUCACUCUACA
Molecule: messenger RNA, 5714 nt
Organism: Asparagus officinalis (garden asparagus)
Lineage: Eukaryota; Viridiplantae; Streptophyta; Magnoliopsida; Asparagales; Asparagaceae
Exons: 11
Coding region: 128-5389 (1753 amino acids)
Biological process (GO): CAAX-box protein processing
Cellular component (GO): membrane
Molecular function (GO): metalloendopeptidase activity
Source: RefSeq, a predicted model, not a curated record